Amphibalanus amphitrite is the source of this 879-nucleotide messenger RNA. RefSeq lists its product as uncharacterized. The transcript is spliced from 2 exons. Lineage: Eukaryota; Metazoa; Arthropoda; Thecostraca; Balanomorpha; Balanidae. The record is from RefSeq and is a predicted model, not a curated record. The coding region runs from base 26 to 772 and encodes 248 amino acids. Gene Ontology annotation, molecular function: nucleic acid binding.
ACGAGACCUCUACUGGUGGCCAGGGAUGGACAGGGCGGUGGAAGAACAGUCAUCCGGCCUGGUGGAGAGAGCAAACAAGUCCAUCAAGGCUGCACUUCAGACGGCUGACCUGCAGAAGGCUGACAGAGCUGAAUGUCUGCAGGCGUUUCUGUUCGCGUACCGGAGCACGGUGCAGGCGACGACCGGACGCACACCUGCAGAGCUGCUUCACGGCAGGCCGAUGAGAGGCAAGCUCAGCGCGGCGGUGGACGUCGGUGGACGGCUUCCCGAGAGACCCGGAGAGCUGCACAGUCGGGUGGAGAAGAAGCAGGCGUAUCAGAAGAGGUACUUCGACAAAACGCAUCGAGUGAAGAAGCCGGACUUCGAGAUCGGAGACCGGGUACGGCAUCGUCUUCCGCCUCAGUCGCGCAAGGGCAGGCCCCGGUUCUCGCGCGGGAAGAAGGUGCUCGAGCGACGGGGACCAGCGAGUUACGUGCUCGACGACGGAACGAGGGUGCACGCGGACCGGUUGACCAGCGGCGGCGGAGCGGUCACCGACAGUCGUGACGAGCAGCCGCAGCAGCGGAUCGACAGCCAGCCGGAGCAGCAGGCAGCUGGCGAGACGGCGGCCGAUGGCAGGCAGACUGAGCGCGGCCAUGCUGAGACGAACAGCGAGCUGCCGCAGCCCGAGCAGCCGGCCGCACCUCACGCCGAUCAGCCGCUGUCGCCAACGCUGAGAACCCGGUACGGACGCGAGGUGCGACGUCCGGUUCGUUACGGAUUUGAUGAGUGAGACGUGUAGAGGACUAUCGUUCAGUGAGACGUGUUGAGGACUAUCGUUAGUGAGACGUACAGAGGACUAUCGUUUCUGUCCUGUUAAGGGGAGGAGAAUGUGGUGUC